Neogale vison (American mink) is the source of this 978-nucleotide messenger RNA. Its product is annotated as olfactory receptor 2T33-like. Gene Ontology annotation, biological process: G protein-coupled receptor signaling pathway. Gene Ontology annotation, cellular component: membrane. The record is from RefSeq and is a predicted model, not a curated record. Gene Ontology annotation, molecular function: G protein-coupled receptor activity; olfactory receptor activity. NCBI's taxonomy places the organism in Eukaryota, Metazoa, Chordata, Mammalia, Carnivora, Mustelidae.
UCAUCUAUUUAUUCAUUUACAGUGUCACUCCACUUUGACAUCAUGAAAAUCUGGAAUACCACCUCAGAUUUCAUUCCUCUAGGACUCUUCAACUACACAAAAGCCCAUCUGUUUCUCUUUGAGAUGGUUCUGACAAUUGCAUUCACCUCCCUCAUGGCCAAUUCACUCAUGAUUUUCCUGAUUCAGCAGGAUGUUCGGCUCCACACACCCAUGUACUUCCUACUGAGCCAACUCUCCCUCAUGGACAUGAUGCUGGUCUUUACCAUUGUGCCCAAAAUGGCAGCUAACUACUAUGGCAAGAAGUCCAUAUCCCCUGCUGGCUGUGGGUUACAGAUCUUCUUCUUCCUCACUUUGGCAGGGGGUGAGUGCUUCCUCUUAGCAGUCAUGUCCUAUGACUGCUAUGUGGCUGUUUGCCACCCACUAAGAUACCCCAUUCUCAUGAACUGGGAAUUAUGUCUGAGAAUGACUAUGGGGUCUUGGUUCCUUCGGGCAGCUGAUGGACUCAUGCAGGCUGUUGCUACCCCGAGCUUCCAAUUUUGCGAUGCACAUGAGAUCAAUCAUUUCUUCUGUGAGGCCCCUACUCUGAUACAUUUGGCUUGGGCUGACACAUUUGCUUUUGAGUAUGUGAUGUACAGCUGCUGUGUAUUAAUGCUCCUGGUCCCAUUUUCUCUCAUCCUGAUUUCCUAUAGUUUCAUCUUAGCUGCGGUUCUCCAGAUGCAUUCUAGAGAAGCUCGCAAAAAGACAGUUGCUACCUGCUCUUCGCAUCUCUGUGUGGUGGGACUCUUUUAUGGAGCUGCCAUUUUUACCUAUAUGCAACCCAAAUCUUACAGGCCAGCUAAUAGUGAUAAAGUGGUGUCUGCCUUCUAUACAAUCUUCACUCCUUUGUUGAAUCCCCUUAUCUACAGUAUGAGGAACACUGAAGUCAAGGGAGUCCUGAGAAAGUGCAUGGGUCAGUGUGCUGCCUUAAGUCAUGACUAA